Molecule: messenger RNA, 2112 nt
Organism: Sebastes umbrosus (honeycomb rockfish)
Lineage: Eukaryota; Metazoa; Chordata; Actinopteri; Perciformes; Sebastidae
Exons: 8
Coding region: 310-1596 (428 amino acids)
Source: RefSeq, a predicted model, not a curated record
GGAGGAGACCAGUGAUGACGACAGUGAUGCUGAUUACAUCUUCCCUUUGUGUGUCCGGUAAGUCACUGUGGUGUGUGUAAUUAUCUAUCCAUCCAUUUUCUUUUUUUUUUGUGUCACGGGAGGGGCCUAUAGCUUAUGUUCACAUUCAGUGAGUGCAAGGAAUGUGAUUACAUAACAGGUGUCCUACAUGUCUGAAAUUAUGUAUCCAUUUCACAGUGCUUUUUUUGUGAUUCAUAAUAUUUUCCCAACAGAACUGGUGGUGCCCUCCCCUCUACGAGCAUUCGCUUGGAUGCACUUCUAGCCAUAAGUAUGGAGGACACUGUGCAUGACUCUUCAGACGUCGGUCCCACUCUCACAGAUGCACCUGAGAUGCCAGAAAAGCUCCAGCCCCAGAGAGAAGAUGAGGUCAUUGGCCAGCCAGCUUCUAUUGCCUAUCAUCUAAACUUGAAGCUGCUGGCUGAGUACCUUCUGCUGCCCAUCCCCAUGUGUACCGCCAAGGACCCUGUUACCAAUGCAGCGUGCCAGGCCCAUGGACCCUUUCAGGUGACGGUCAAAUCCAGGGCCACAGCUGCCAUCAUUGAGUGGACGUUUCCCUUUGGUCAUAUUGUGUGGCGUUCGAGUUCACAGUCCGCUCUCAAGUAUGGGAUGCUGAUAGGGGACUUCAUGUUGGCUGUCAAUAUCCUCCUCUCUGGAAACAACUAUGCGAAAGUGGCAUUACUGUUCAAAUUUAUGAACAUGGGGAUGGUGGGAAGGUCCACAUUUUUCAAAAUACAGGACACCUACUGUGUGGACACCAUAAAACAGUUCUGGGAAGAAAAGCGAGGAUUAGUUAUUUCCCAGCUAAAGCCCAAAGCCAGUGUCGUGGCCCUGGGAGAUGGUCGGAUGGACAGCCCUGGAUUCUGUGCACAGUACUGCACAUAUAGUGUGAUGGAGAAUGACUCUAAAGACAUCAUCUCCAUGGUGACAGUGGACAAACGUGAAACGGCGCGGAACAGUGUCAUCAUGGAGAAGGAAGCCUUCAUCCGGACUUUUGACACACUUCCCAAGGGCAUAUAUAAGUCAUGGGGAGUUCGCCAUACCCUUGACAUGUGGCACGGAUCGAAAAACCUUGGAAAGAAGAUCCACCAGGCGAGCCAGCAGAAGGGGUGCUCCAUUUUACUCAUUUGGAGCAAGGAUGUGUGCAACCACUUUUGGUUUUGUGCCAAAAUGUCGGCAACCUAUGACGACUUCUUUGACAUGUGGGCUGGCCUACUCCAUCACGUCACAGGAGAACACGAGUGGGCUCUUGGCGCCUGUCACCAUGGACCCUUGUCGGACAACAGGGACAAGGAAUGGAUAGAGAAGGGAUCUGUGGCACACAGAGCACUCAUUGAGAUAGUGCUAAAUGCACGCUGGCUGGGUGAAGUAGUGAAGUACCUGGGAUUUAGGUCUACAGCAGAACUUGAGUCAUUUCACAACCACAUACUGAUGUAUGCCAGCAAGAGAUUCAGUUUCACCCCGCCCGUCUAUUCAGCUCGCACCCUACUUGCUGGUUUGGAUUAUAAUCAUCAUGUCCACCGACCAGUGCAGAGAAAAGCUGAUGGCUCCAUUGAGUAAGUUCUUAAAAUUGACAACAGUAUACCCACUAAAACGGAAAUAUAUUAGUUUUAUAAUAUAAGGUCAAAUUUAUACAUGAAUAAUUAUAAUGAAUGUUGCCCUUGCACAGGCAGCAGUUUUGCAAAUUUAUCACAAAUUCAUUUUUCAAUAACCAUCUUUUCCUGUUUCGGUCAUAUGCUAAUUUCAUUAUGUCAGAUACCAGAAGCUGUACAACAAGAAGUCGCGGAAGUGGAGCCUGUACACAAUGAAGGUCGACAAGGACUAUGGCUACAUUCCUGACCUCCAGAGGGCCAUCCUCCGUAGCCGCACCACAGCAGACAGAGGCAUGCCGCGUGUGAGACGCCAGAGGCCUGAUGACCCGCGGCAGUAUGGUGUGCUAUGUGGUAUUCCACCUCCAACCACAGAGGAGCUACUGCACACACAAGUCAGUCGACGACAAGGGCCAAGGACUACCUAAGUGAGCAGCCGACCAUAGGAGAAGAUGUGACCCCUGCGACACCUCACCUGAGUCGACCC